Ornithodoros turicata is the source of this 826-nucleotide messenger RNA. RefSeq names its product ribonuclease Oy-like. The coding region runs from base 107 to 826 and encodes 239 amino acids. The transcript has 10 exons. The record is from RefSeq and is a predicted model, not a curated record. Gene Ontology annotation, molecular function: ribonuclease T2 activity; RNA binding. Lineage: Eukaryota; Metazoa; Arthropoda; Arachnida; Ixodida; Argasidae.
GACGAAUCCCCAUACCGCAGAGAGGACGACUUUUAAGAGGGCGGCUCGGUCGCCGCACUAGCGACCAUUUCUGGAAAACGCGGACACAGAGAGACACAGCGAAACAAUGACGAGGUUCCUGAUCGCCACGACGGUUCUCCUGCUGGCUGCCACCAUUAUAAGCGAAGUAGAAUCUAGACGGAAACGGAAAAGGCCACCUGCAAGCACAGACAGCAAUUCCUACGAUUAUUUCGUUCUCAGUCUGCAAUGGGGACCAGGAUUUUGCAGAACAGUGAGACGGUGCGUGGAAGACAGCAAAAGGACAUUCUGGACGAUCCACGGUUUAUGGCCUAGCGGUGACAACGCGUCCCCCAGCCAUUGUCUCGACCAGCAUUUCGACGAAAGGCUUCUCGACCCUAUUAGGCCAAGCUUAGAUAAGUACUGGCCAUCUCUGAAAAGCGACAUUAGACUAUUCCACACAUUUUGGCAGCACGAAUGGCGGAAACAUGGCACGUGUGCUGCGGACGUUCCAGAAUUAGCUGGGCUACUCCAGUUUUUCAACACAACGCUGAAACUGUACAAGAAAUAUGACGUACACGAGUUCCUCACGAAUAGUGGCAUUACACCAAGUCUAAAUAAUUUUUACGCAGUGAAUGACAUUCGUCAGGCAUUGUCCGACGAUAUUCGAGAGAAGGUCGACAUCGUUUGCAAACGGUCAUUGGUAUUCCCAGAGCCGUUGUUAACAGAAAUUCGGUUCUGCUUGGACAAGUCUCUGACGCCCGUCCACUGUCGAGGCCGGGUUAGCGGCUGCCGCAACAGGAACCUCUAUGUACCCUUCGAAACAUAA